UCUGCACAAGGCUGUUGCUCUGCAGUCAAAACGGCACGGAGGAUUGUACACGUGCUAUCGCCUUGCAGCCCACCCACGCAGAACGCAGCAAAGAUGGGUGCAGCUGGAUCCAAGCCGACCGACGCGGGCUCCGCGCCGAAGCAGACCGAGGCGAAGAGUACCGGUGCCGAACCGUUGCAGCUCGGCCGCUCAUUGUUGAACGACAUUGACAAGAACCAAUCCGAUGUGGCUGGGAAAUCAGACGGCAGCGAUAGCAGCGGCGCCAACAAAGAUGCUAGCCCAUCACUAUUAUCCGCGACGCGCCAAACGCAGCUAGAUGCCUCGAUCCAGUCACGCAUCAAGUCCGAGCUGUCUCGCUUAAAGAAGCAGGAGAACGAGGUGCGCAAGCAGAUCGAGCUCGCGCUUGAAAAGGAGAACCUGGACAAUGAGAAGAAGCUAGGAGAAAAGGGGGCGCAAGGCCGAAGCGCUGUAUUGCUCCAACAGCAGCUGGAUGAGAUCUCCCAAAAGAUCGAGAAGCACAACAAGACGAGGGAGAAGGUGGAGAACACCCCCGGCGUCAAGCAAGCCCGAGAGGAGGUUACCAAGUGCUACAGAGAUGGCAACAGAACGUUAGACUGUUGGGAAGCAGUGCAAAACUUCAAUGCGGCGGUAGCAAAAGCAGAAAAGAACUUCCUCCUAUCAGCCAGCGCUUAGACUUUUCCUCUCGUGUACUGUACAAGCCUUGCCUUUAUGCGUGCAGCGUAACACCCGCGUCGACCAGCACGUUGGCGAGGCCGACGUACUUUUCGUCUUGCAGGCACUUACAGACCAUAUGGAUAUUAACUGGCAUUCCCUUCCAGAUGAUCGGAUCUUAGCGCUCGCACAUCUCUCUGUCAGAUGGAUCAAGCGGCUCGGUG
Molecule: messenger RNA, 896 nt
Organism: Tilletiaria anomala UBC 951
Lineage: Eukaryota; Fungi; Basidiomycota; Exobasidiomycetes; Georgefischeriales; Tilletiariaceae
Exons: 4
Coding region: 94-693 (199 amino acids)
Source: RefSeq, a predicted model, not a curated record